Molecule: messenger RNA, 2013 nt
Organism: Populus nigra (black poplar)
Lineage: Eukaryota; Viridiplantae; Streptophyta; Magnoliopsida; Malpighiales; Salicaceae
Product: protein GAMETE EXPRESSED 1-like
Exons: 6
Coding region: 92-1870 (592 amino acids)
Source: RefSeq, a predicted model, not a curated record
UUUGUUGAACUGUGUACUGCAGGUUUCAGUCUUCUGGUGGAAGAUACAGAAAGUAGAGUAACAAAAUCAGGAAGAAAAGAAAAUAUAAUUAAUGGCUUCUUAUAGUCAGAUUUUGUUUCUCGUAAUUUUAAUCUCACUUACAUUAAGAUGUCAAUCAUGGGGUUGGUUCUCUUCUUCAACAGAGACUCUCUCCACUGAUAAUUCACAGACAAACGGUUUGCCCCGUGGUUCUGUGGUGGAAUUUUCUAUGAAUGGUCUUAGUGAUGGGAAGGGGAUGAAACUGGUCGAAAAAGCCGAAAGGAAAAUGGUUGGCACGAAUUCUUGUUGGCAGAAUGCUUACCAGAAUCUCUUUGCCGGCUGCUCGCAGAUUCUCGCCGUCGAGGAGAAGCGGUGGAGAUUUGCUUGGCACCUUAGUGAUUGCUUUCAAAAGGACUCUGGACGGCCAGCUUUCCCUUAUUGUGACACAAAAUCUGCCAUGGUUAAUUGUCUCGAAAGGUUGAAUGACAAUGAGCACAAGGUUUAUCUUGAAUUCUCACUGGAAACCAAUUCUAUCUGCUAUCAGUUACAGGCCCAUGCCUUCAACCAUAAAAUGGAGAGACUGGUGAAUGAUCUUAAAAAUUCAGCAGAAUACACGGAAGAACAGUUAGAAAUUAUUGAAGGAAAAACACAUGUCCUGUUGCAGAGAUCGAAUCAAAUUCAGGAUUCAUUGAUUUCUAUUGAUAUUCAGGUUGAAAAUGUAGCUCAAACAACGAAAGAUGCAAAGGAUCACAUGGAUGUUUUAUCUAAGCACUCUGAAGCUGUUUAUAAACAUUCCAAGGAAAUUGCACAUUCUCAAUCAGAGCUGCAAGAGGGACAAGCAAAAAUGAAUGAAAAUUUGAAGGAAGGGAUGUCGAUGCUUCAUGAUGCUUACACCAAUCUGGGCCAAGAAGUAGACAAUGUGAGAAACGAAGCUGUGGAAAUAGAGAAGCAGAUUGGCAGAGUUGGAGACACAAUGUCUUCAAAGAUGGAAACUUUACAAAACUCAGCUGAUGACAUUGAGAACAUGGCUGGGAAGUCCUUGGAUAAACAGAAACAACUUCUAGAUGGGCAAUCCAAUGCACUUAAGGGUCUUCAACUCCUAACUCAAUUUCAAUCAGAAGCACUAGAAGAGAGCAGGAGUACGCUGCAACACUUUGCUGAAUAUGGCCAUAAACAGCAGGAAGAGCUUCUUCAGCAACAAGAACAACUUCAAAAGGUCCAUGACCAUUUGGUAGAAAAUUCAAAUUCAAUAUUGGCCACUCAGGAAGCUUUCGAAUCAAAGCAAGCAAGCAUGUUCAUUGCUCUGGAGAAGCUGUUUGCUUUGCAAAACGCUAUGUUGCUUGAAUCGCGAAUAAUUAAAGCUUUCAUCCUCUACACUGCAUCAAUCUUUAUCGUUUACAUGUUCACCAGUACAAAGCAAACAUAUACCAUAAGAGCGAGGCUUUAUGUUGGUCUUGCUGCCACGUUUCUGGUAGAAGUAGCAAUGCUUCGGCUCACAACAAAUAGUAUAGAACGACAAACAUGGCUAAUCAAUGUGUUCAGGUUACUCUAUGGGAUUCUUGCCUCUAUUCAGUUUCUACAUGCCAUUUUCACAUACAGGGAUUAUGAAGUUUUGAAUCAUCACUUGAUAUUAAACCUAAUGGAUAAGAUUAAUGUCAUGCAAAAAACUAGAGAGUUAUCAUGGGAAACAGAUAGUGAUGUUGACUGGUCUUCAUGGAUUCAAACUGAGUUAGCAGAAGGGGGUGACAAUUUGGAAGACCCUGACUUUAUGGUUCCAGAAGAAGUUGCAGAGAAUUCAAUUACUGCUUCCAUGACAAGAAAGUAUGAUCUUCGCUGCCGCCAGCGUCGGUGAAAAUUUCUCGAUUUCUACUAAUAGUUCAUGACUAAUGUUUUCUUCCCCAUCAAUUCCUGGUUAUUUUUAUCCUUUUCUUUACUUGAACACAUCUCUGUAAAGAUGGUAUAAUUAUGUUUGCAAAUGCAACAUAUUUAACUUUA